UGACAUCCGUCCCACACACUGGCUCAGCCUCCACAUUUUGCCGGUCUUAACCUGCCUCUUCGGCUUGACCAGCCGUGAUACCAACUCAAUUCGUCAUAACUUGCGGAGCUUGCAGCUCGAUUAACGAAGCAUUGGAUCAAUAUUCACCCUCUAUCAAACGAUAUCCUUUUAUUAUUUCGAGUCGUCGCAAACCCUCCUAAACAUCCCCCUACCUCGACACUCACAAUGGGUUACGUCCUCUACAUCGCCAACAAGCGCUACUCUAGCUGGUCUAUGAGACCCUGGGUUCUCCUCAAAGCCCUCAACGUCCCCUUCGAAGAGCGCCUCCAGACUUUCGUCGCCGGCCUCCGCCAACCCGCGUUCCUCAGCUUCUCCCCCUCAGGCAAAGUCCCCACCCUCCAGGACGGCGACACCACCGUCUGGGACUCCCUGGCCAUCGUCGAGUACAUCGCCGAAGACCACCCGGCCGCAUGGCCGCAAGACAAGGUCGCCCGCGCCUUUGCCCGCAGCGCCGCCGCCGAGAUGCACACCGGCUUCGAGGCCAUCCGCGACCAGUGCUCCAUGAACGUGGCGCUGCGCAUCGACCUCGGCGGGCCGCCUGAUGCGGCGUUGCAGCGUGAUCUUGAUCGGCUUGAGGAGCUCUGGGUCGAGGGUCUGACGCGCUUUGGUGGGCCGUACCUCGCGGGUGCGGAGUUUAGCGCCGCGGACGCCUUCUUUGCGCCUGUUGCGACGAGGAUUCGGACUUUUGGGUUGAAGGUUUCGGAACCUGCGAUGAAGUAUGUGGAGACGCUGUUGGAGCAUCCUGCUGUUAACCAGUGGGUUGUGGAGGGUAUUGCUGAGACGGCGAGGGAGCCGUACCAUGAGAAGGACGUGUUGAGAGGACGGAAGGUUAUUAAGGACUUGACCCAGACUCAAUGACGGGAUGUUGGAGUUGGCAAUAAUGAUUAGGGCUACUGGUUACAUGGCGCAAGGCGAUUAUCCGGUCACAUAAUACUAGGGGUAUCCCUCGAACAAAGACUUGCUUGCGAACAGAGGUUUUACUUGAAGUUGCUCCUGCAUUUGGCUGAUAGUGGCCGGGUUUGAGACGGCUAAAGACUUCAUGAUGCUUGCUGACUUGGCUCUCUGGUGAACUACGC
This is a messenger RNA of Colletotrichum acutatum, 1136 nucleotides long. Its product is annotated as glutathione S-transferase domain-containing protein. Lineage: Eukaryota; Fungi; Ascomycota; Sordariomycetes; Glomerellales; Glomerellaceae. Gene Ontology annotation, biological process: glutathione metabolic process; L-phenylalanine catabolic process. Gene Ontology annotation, molecular function: maleylacetoacetate isomerase activity; glutathione transferase activity. The coding region runs from base 226 to 918 and encodes 230 amino acids. The transcript is spliced from 2 exons. The record is from RefSeq and is a predicted model, not a curated record.